AUGGCUUCGGAGCUGAUCUUCCGAGGCGGGCACGAAUCCCCUCUCAAAUCCGAUGAGUACGAUUCACCCAAGCCACAAAAGCCAUGGCUCACCGUGACCCGUCCGAUUCACUACCUCCUCCGCGAGCAACGCCUUGUAUUCCUCAUUGUCGGCAUUGUCAUCGCCACCCUCAUUUUCUCUCUCCUCCCCUCCUCCACCGUUACCACCACCCCCUCAUUGAACUACAACAUGCACGAUUCAAUCGGCGGGGAAUCGUUCCUCACCGCUGAGUCAACUCGGUUAAUGCCGACACACCGAGUCACCGACGGGUUUAGAUCUGGGAAGGUCCCAUUGGGGCUGAAACGUAAAGGGCUGCGGAUUGUCGUCACCGGUGGGGCCGGGUUCGUAGGAUCGCAUCUCGUGGACCGUCUGAUUGCCAGAGGCGAUAGCGUGAUCGUAGUGGAUAAUUUCUUCACUGGAAGGAAAGAAAAUGUGAUGCACCAUUUCGGAAACCCUAGGUUUGAAUUGAUCCGACACGACGUCGUUGAACCGCUGUUGUUGGAGGUUGAUCAGAUCUAUCAUUUGGCUUGCCCUGCUUCCCCUGUUCAUUACAAGCACAACCCCGUCAAAACUAUCAAGACAAAUGUGGUAGGAACGUUGAACAUGCUAGGAUUGGCAAAGAGAAUAGGUGCAAGAUUCCUGUUAACAAGCACAAGUGAAGUUUAUGGUGAUCCAUUAGAACAUCCUCAAAAGGAGACCUACUGGGGCAACGUUAAUCCCAUUGGUGUUCGUAGUUGUUAUGAUGAGGGAAAGCGUACGGCGGAAACAUUGGCCAUGGACUACCAUCGAGGAGCUGGUGUUGAGGUGAGAAUUGCUAGGAUUUUCAACACCUAUGGGCCUCGGAUGUGCAUUGAUGAUGGCCGUGUCGUUAGUAACUUUGUUGCACAGGCCUUGAGGAAGGAACCCAUGACUGUUUAUGGUGACGGAAAGCAAACAAGGAGUUUCCAGUUUGUUUCUGACUUGGUUGAGGGUCUAAUGCGCCUAAUGGAGGGUGAACAUGUUGGUCCUUUCAAUCUAGGAAAUCCCGGUGAAUUCACAAUGCUUGAACUUGCCAAGGUGGUUCAAGAAACAAUAGAUCCAAAUGCAAAGAUAGAAUUCAGGCCUAACACAGAGGAUGAUCCUCACAAGAGGAAACCAGAUAACUCAAAGGCUAAAGAGUUGCUAGGAUGGGAGCCUAAGAUAGCACUUCGUAAAGGUCUGCCAAUGAUGGUUUCAGACUUCAGGCAGCGUAUCUUCGGUGACCAGAAGGGAGGAGACACCACCGCAUUUUAAGAUAAAAGUAGCAAUUUCCGGCACAUAAAACGAUUUCUGCUCCGAACUCCAUAGCCGUUACUCUAAUGUUAUAUCCCAUCACAAAGCCUCAAAGUGGUUGCAGAUUUGGCCUCCAAUUGGUUCCCUUCUCUAGAUUAUAGAUGAUAUGUAGAGUUAUAGCCUUCAGCAUUUAUAUUUCAUAAUGUCCUAUUUUUGUUCGUUCUUGCUCAUAUUCAUGUAGACGUUGCAUUAAUACUAAAAAUUAUUUCUCA
Spinacia oleracea (spinach) is the source of this 1562-nucleotide messenger RNA. Its product is annotated as UDP-glucuronic acid decarboxylase 2. Gene Ontology annotation, molecular function: UDP-glucuronate decarboxylase activity; NAD+ binding. Bases 1 to 1311 code for a protein of 436 amino acids. The record is from RefSeq and is a predicted model, not a curated record. Gene Ontology annotation, biological process: D-xylose metabolic process. The transcript has 7 exons. Lineage: Eukaryota; Viridiplantae; Streptophyta; Magnoliopsida; Caryophyllales; Amaranthaceae. Gene Ontology annotation, cellular component: cytoplasm.